UUUUUUUGGGGUCUGACGUUGCCUUAUAUAUUCCUGCAUUGUCUUCCACACUCUGCACAAGCAGCAGAGCUUCAAAUCAAACAGAUCAUGGCAUCGCUUUCACACCUCCCCAUCUUCCUCUCCCUCCUAUUCACCGCUUUCUAUUCUGCAGCUUCGCAGUCCUUCAUCGGCGUCAAUUACGGCCAAGUCGCCGACAACCUCCCUCCGCCGGCGGCCACUGCGAAGCUACUCCAGUCCACCGCCAUCAAGCGCGUCCGGCUCUACGGCGCCGACCCGGCCAUCAUCAAGGCCCUCGCCGGCACCGGAAUCGCAAUCGCCAUCGGCGCAUCCAACGGCGACAUCCCGGCGCUCGCCUCCGAUCCGAACGCGGCGGCUCAGUGGGUGAACUCGAAUGUCCUCGCCUUCUACCCGACCAGCAACAUCGACCUCAUCAACGUCGGCAACGAGGUCCUCUUCUCCAACGACCAGGGCCUCAUCUCGCAGCUCCUCCCCGCCAUGCGAAAUGUCCAAUCUGCCCUCUCCGCCGCGUCCCUCGGCGGCAAAGUCCGUGUCUCCACGGUCCACGCCAUGACCUUGCUGGCCCAGUCCGACCCGCCCUCGUCUGGUCGGUUCAACCCGGGAUUGCAGGACGUCCUCAAGGGGCUCCUCGCCUUCCAGAGGGAUAAUGGGUCGCCGUUCGCGGUCAACCCGUACCCGUUUUUCGCGUACCAGAGCGACCCGAGGCCCGAAACGCUGGCGUUUUGCUUGUUCCAGCCUAACGCGGGACGAGUCGACGCAGGGACCGGGAUCAAGUACAUGAACAUGUUCGAUGCUCAGGUUGAUGGCGUACGGUCUGCCUUGAAUGCAAUUGGAUUUAAAGACAUUGAGAUUUUGAUUGCUGAGACUGGAUGGCCAUACCGUGGGGAUAGCAAUGAGGUUGGGCCUAGUGUUGAGAAUGCAAGGGCAUAUAAUGGCAAUUUGAUUGCACACCUUAGAUCCCGGGUUGGAACUCCAUUGAUGCCUGGAAAAUCUGUCGAGACUUAUAUCUUUGCACUCUAUGAUGAGGAUUUGAAACCCGGUGGGACCUCCGAGAGGUCAUUCGGGCUGUACAAGCCUGAUCUAACCGUGACAUACGAUGUUGGUCUCUCAAAGAGUAGCCAGACACCUUCGACGACACCAUCGACACCUUCGACACCAAGAGUGACUCCUUCACCUAAGCCUAGUUCAGCAUGGUGUGUGCCCAAAGCUGGCGUUUCUGAUGCUCAAUUGCAGGCAAAUCUUGACUAUGCUUGUGGCCACGGCAUUGAUUGCAGUGCAAUCCAACCGGGAGGUGCCUGUUUCGACCCGAACACCGUAGCAUCCCAUGCUGCCUAUGCCAUGAAUCUGUAUUAUCAUACUGUUGGGACAAUUCCACUCAAUUGUGAUUUCUCACAGACAGCGACUCUCAUAUCCUCAAAUCCCAGUUAUAAUGCUUGCACUUACCCUGGUGGAAAUACAUGACUACAUGGUGGUGAAGCAAAGAAAAUUAGUACGAUAUCUAGUGACGGAUUUGUGAAGAUUAGAAAUCAACUGAAUAUAAGGAAUAAGGUCUUGGUGUGCCUUUUUUUGUUGUUAAUUUAUUAUAUAUAGCCCUUUAAUUGUAAAGAUUCCUAGUUUUUAUUGGGAUAUCUGUUAAUUGUAAGAACUCUAGUAUACUAUUUGGGAAUGUGAACGUACUGCUUCUCUCCUUUGUCUA
Molecule: messenger RNA, 1714 nt
Organism: Prunus mume (Japanese apricot)
Lineage: Eukaryota; Viridiplantae; Streptophyta; Magnoliopsida; Rosales; Rosaceae
Source: RefSeq, a predicted model, not a curated record